UUGUGAUAUUUCCUGAUUUUUUUUUUCAUUCAGAUAACUGUAGAUUGGAUACAUGGCUCACGUAAAUGAAUCGGUGGUGUCUGAGUUUAUACUUUUGGGACUUUCUAAUUCUCGAGAACUUCAGCUUUUCUUUUUUGCUAUCUUCUCUGUAGUCUAUGUGACAUCAGUGCUAGGCAAUGUCAUAAUUAUUGUCAUCAUUUCCUCUGACUCCCAUUUGAACUCUCCUAUGUACUUCUUGCUCAGUAACCUUUCUUUCAUUGACAUCUGCCAGUCUAACUUUGCCACCCCCAAGAUGCUCACGGACUUUUUUUUUGAGCGUAAGACUAUCUCCUUUGAGGGUUGCAUGGCUCAGAUAUUUCUUCUUCAUAGUUUUGUUGGAAGUGAGAUGAUGCUGCUUGUAGCUAUGGCAUAUGACAGAUUUAUAGCCAUCUGUAAGCCCCUGCAUUAUAGUACAAUUAUGAACCGGAGGCUAUGUAUGAUUUUUGUAUCUAUUUCCUGGGCUGUGGGUAUUCUUCAUUCUGUUAGCCACUUGGCUUUUACAGUGGAUCUGCCAUUCUGUGGUCCCAAUGAGGUAGAUAGCUUCUUCUGUGACCUUCCCCUGGUGAUAGAGCUGGCAUGUGUAGACACAUAUGAAAUGGAAAUUAUGAUCCUAACUAACAGUGGCCUGAUAUCAUUGAGCUGUUUUCUGGCUUUAAUUAUUUCUUACACCGUCAUUUUGAUCACCGUCAGGCGCAAGUCUUCCAGUGGGUCAUCCAAGGCACUUUCUACAUUAACUGCCCACAUCACAGUGGUGAUUCUUUUCUUUGGGCCUUGCAUUUAUUUCUACAUAUGGCCUUUUAGCAGAUUUUCUGUGGAUAAGUUCCUUUCUGUCUUUUACACUGUUUGUACACCUCUGUUGAACCCCAUCAUCUACUCCCUGAGGAAUGAAGAUGUUAAAUUAGCCAUGCAGAGAUUGAGAAAUCAUCUUGCAAACUCCUGGAAAAACUAGGAAUCACCAUGAAGGACCGUAAUCCUGAGUUAGAAUGAAAAUCUUCCAAUGGAUCACAGUAUCAUGCCAAUCAU
Otolemur garnettii (small-eared galago) is the source of this 1062-nucleotide messenger RNA. Its product is annotated as olfactory receptor 4K1. Bases 53 to 988 code for a protein of 311 amino acids. The transcript has a single exon. The record is from RefSeq and is a predicted model, not a curated record. Lineage: Eukaryota; Metazoa; Chordata; Mammalia; Primates; Galagidae. Gene Ontology annotation, biological process: G protein-coupled receptor signaling pathway. Gene Ontology annotation, cellular component: membrane. Gene Ontology annotation, molecular function: G protein-coupled receptor activity; olfactory receptor activity.